ACGCCUGAGCGACUUUUAGUCUGGACGUGACCAAGACCAGAGACAGACACAGAGACACAGACAGAAAAAGGCCAGAGAUUCAAGGAGAAGAUUUGGCUCCAACAUUUCCCACCAUGACUUUUGCAGCUGCUCUGAAGAUAUUGUUUUACUUUGGGUCAUAAAUCGGCUCAGAGAGAGAGAGAGAGAGAGAGAGAGAGAGAGAGAGAGAGAGAGAGCUGCUGUGCACCUUUAACCCUCAGAGAAAGUGAACGUGUGAACGUGGAGUGGAGCGGAGAGCGUACGUGACUCACAGCAGGUGUGAUGGGUCCACAGUGUUUCUCGUGCUGCAGAGACGUCCUGCUGCUUCUUCUGAUGUCGUGUGAAGUCCACAGUCUGUCUGUGCACAUCGUCAACGAGGGCCCGGUGCACGUCGUCCCAGGAUCCACUCUGCUGCUCAGGGCCCGGAUCCAGCAGGGGGCCCUGGAGGAGGUCUCCAUGGUAACGUGGGAACAGGAGCCAGAGAUGACUGAAGGGGGUCCCCCAGGUGUCCUGGCCUCGUGUCCCGGGAAAAGUUUCACGUGUUCUGGUUCCAGACCAAACGUGCGAGCGAGCGUCGAGCAGCAGGAGGCGACGCUGCAGCUGAGCGGAUACGAGCGAGUGGCUGACGGUGGCGUUUACACCGUGACCGUGACGUCGCGAGCCGGAACCACGGCCACCGACUACUGCGUCGUCAGAGAGUAUGAGGCCGUCCACCACGUCUCCGUCAGCAUCAACAUGUCUCACUCGUCGCUGGUGUGCGGCGAGGCCUGGGGGACAGACCCUCACUUCAGCUGGCUCCAUGAGAGAGUCCCCGUCAGCACCGCUGUGGGAAAAGUCUCCAAAGACGGGAUAACAUUGUCAGUGACCAUGAGCCCGAUUUGUGGUCACUUCACCUGUGUGGUCAGCAACAAACUGGGCUACAGCUCUGCCACCUACACUGCAGAUCCCUGUGAGACAGAAGGCAGCAGAGGGACGACAGCAGUCGUUGUGUGUCUCGUCCUCCUGCUGAUGAUUGGAGCAGUGCUGGCUUUUCUGCUGUGGUGGAGGCGGCGUCAGAACCAGCGAGCAGAAAGUCUGCGUGAACCUCUGGAUGGUUACAUCUGAGCCGCUUCAUUCCCGUCACUCAGGAGAACAGGAAAUGGACUGUAGGGACUUCCUGUACUGUCAGCAGAAUGAGCUCACACUGCAGAGGAAACGUGAAGAGUGAACUGCAUCCUGGCAGAUUGAAGUGUCUCCACACUGCCUCCUGCUGGUCCUAAUCCGACACUGUGUACUUAUCAUGAAACGAAUGAUGAUAUCUAUAUAUUUUUUUGUUACAUUUGUAUCCACUGUGUUUUUGUUACAAACUUUUUCUUAAAAUGUGACAGAAAAGUUACUGGAGUCAAGUAUGAAAAUGUUACCUUUUUUUAUUUGUUUAUUUCACUCAAAUAAAGUCAUGAUGCACUCUUA
This is a messenger RNA of Solea solea (common sole), 1467 nucleotides long. RefSeq lists its product as uncharacterized. The coding region runs from base 301 to 1122 and encodes 273 amino acids. NCBI's taxonomy places the organism in Eukaryota, Metazoa, Chordata, Actinopteri, Pleuronectiformes, Soleidae. The transcript has 6 exons. The record is from RefSeq and is a predicted model, not a curated record.